UUUCCGGUUUUCUUGCCGUGAGAAGGUGGUCCUCCUCCCUGGGGUGAAAAACACCGUCCAGAUUCAGGAGUGCGACUAGACAACUGUGGGAAGUUUCUCAACACUUUCAGACGCUUACUAAACAAACUACCAGAACCUGGCGUUAGGCUGAUGAAUUGCCAUCGAGGUUGGCGGCGGAUUUUUUGCGGUGUUUGAGUCGGGAACUGAAGUUGGGAAAGUGUGGGGUGAAAAUGGAGAGCCCAGCUGAGUGAGAGUGAGGCAGAGUGGGGUGAGGAGGCUGGAUUUGGCAGGAGCUGCUGCUAACAGGCUAAUUAGCUUGGUCACACUCUUCUCCGCGUCACUCCUUCACAGCCAACAAUUCUCCCUGGGGGCCGAUGCUGUUUAAUGAAGACUGUUGCUGACUCUGAAGCUUCUCCUAAUGGAUCAAAGGACAGUCGAUGGCUGCAUUUUCCCUGGAAGUUCUGCAUGAGUCCUGAGGAUAACUUUUUCGGAGAGGCUUCCUGUCCCCGGCAAACACCUCAUUCAUCGAAUCGAUUGUUCUGUGCUGUUGGCUUCUGUAGGGUUUGUACUAAUGCAGUCUUGUUUAAUGGGAGCCUGGUAGGUUCCUGAAAGGCUUUUGGGUUUUCUUGGACAGCCAAGAGAGCUGCGCCAAAAAAAGAACAGCACAAAGAACAACAACAAGUAAUCCUGACUGAAUACACUCAUUUAUGGGCUGUAUUGAGGUGUCGUAUUCAUGAAACGCAGCUGCUGAGGCCAGCUCACCUGGACUUGGAUGGGAGUGAUCAGCCUCAUUUAUGAACGUCGGUUUGAGCUUGGGUAGAGCCUGGAUGUCAUUGGCCUGUUGAAUCAGCUGUUGCGGUGAUGAGGCAGGACUCCUGGUGGCCUGUGUGGCUGGCUGGGCAGCGGCCCGAGGUGAUGUGAUGGGGUGCCGGAACAGCAAGGUCCUCCCUGAGCCUCCAGGGGAUGUUCAGUUGGAUCUGGUCAAAAAGGUUGAUCCUCAGCCUCCUCAGACGGAUAUUUAUAAGCACUUCAUACGAGGGGAUGGCACUGGAAGCAAGACUGGCGAGGCUGGAGGCGUGGCAACUGAAAAGCCUGACCACUCUUGCGCAUAUCAAUGCCAAGCACAGGCUGCCACUCCCACUUCCGCUUCAGCUCUGAUUCCUAAACUGUCGCACUCUCACCGAAAGAAGGUGGCGAAGUACCGAGCCAAGUUUGACCCCCGAGUCACGGCUAAGUAUGAGAUAAAAGCCCUCAUAGGUCGUGGGAGUUUCAGCCGAGUUGUCCGGGUGGAGCACAAGAGCACGCGGCAGCCGUACGCCAUCAAGAUGAUCGAGACCCGUUACCGCGAGGGCAGGGAGGUGUGUGAGUCAGAGCUGUGUGUCCUGCGUCGGGUUCGUCACACCAACAUAAUCCAGCUGAUGGAGGUGUUUGAGACGGCAGAGCGUGUCUACAUGGUCAUGGAGUUGGCCACAGGAGGGGAGCUCUUUGACCGCAUCAUUACUCGCGGUUCCUUCACAGAGCGAGACGCCACCCGGGUGCUGCAGAUGGUGCUGGACGGCGUCAAGUAUCUCCACGCUUUGGGGAUCACUCAUCGGGACCUGAAGCCAGAGAAUUUGCUGUACUACCACCCCGGAGCCGACUCGAAGAUCAUCAUCACCGACCUCGGUUUGGCUAGCAGCCGGAAGAAAGGAGACGAGUGUCUGAUGAAGACCACCUGCGGCACACCGGAGUACAUCGCCCCAGAGAUCCUAGUUAGGAAGCCCUACACAAAUGCCGUGGACAUGUGGGCAUUGGGGGUAAUAUCGUACAUCCUGCUGAGCGGAACCAUGCCCUUCGAGGACGAUAACCGCAUGAGGCUCUACCGGCAGAUUCUGAAGGGGAAGUAUAGCUUUUCUGGAGAGCCGUGGCCCAGCGUGUCCAACCUGGCCAAAGACUUUGUCGAGCGGAUUCUGACAGUGGACCCCAGCGAGCGGCUGACGGCAGGCCACGCCCUCAAGCAUCCCUGGAUCGUCAGCAUGGCGGCGGCCUCCUCUAUGAAGAACCUGCAGCGCUGCAUAUCUCAGAACCUCUUGAAACGCGCCUCGUCGCGCUGCCAUAGCACGAAGUCAGCCCAGUCCACGCGCUCCCGCCGCUCCACCAAAUCCAACAAAGCUCUCAGGGUGCGAGAGAAGGAGCUGCGCGAGCUGAACCGUCGCUAUCAGCAGGAGUAUAACGGCUGAAAGCUCUGCUGCGGCCCUUUGACUCACAAACGUUUGGUCUCAGAAAUGACUGAAAGAACAUUCCCAAUCGUAAAAAGCCAAAAACACCUGAAAGGUGGUGCUUUGCUACAAACAUUCCUACCAGUUCAAUGUGCUGAAACAAGAAGUGAAGACUAUAAAUCGAAAAACUGAAGAUGCAGGUUGGAUCAUUUGGUUGUUUCUUCUUCACCUGUGUCACUAUUUAUUUAUUAUUGUGACAAUAAAUCUCCAUUCAAACGGUCGCUGGGUAAUGACCUUCCAAAUGGAUGUGUUGAACAGAGUUCUGGACAUUGAUGUUUCUAGGAAGCAAUGGGGUGAUUCUCACGAACAUGGUCCAACUCGUAGCAAAAAUUAAAAAACAUUAUAUACACACAAAAACACUCACUCUUUAUAAAAUGGAUACUAAUUUUACUUUUCACUGUAAAUGUAUAAUCUAUAUGCACAUUUUCUAGGUAUUUUUAAACAUUUUAUUCUAACUUUGAGCAAAUAAAUUCAUUACCGUAACACAAUUUCCAUGAAGAAAUUUGAAACCACAAAACCUUUUUUUUCCACAUUUUUUGGACACCAAGGACUUCAGUGUGCACAGAGAGACGGAUAUAAACAAAAAUAGGGCAUUUCUAGCAAAAUGUUUUAUUUUACUGCAAAAAAUAAUUUCAUCACCUUAACAGUGAUGCAAAUUUCAAAGUUAAUUUGGAUUGUGAUUUUGUAUCAAAUCAUUACAUUGAAAAAAACAAUGUAACCAUCGUAUAAAGGGUCUGGCACAUUUCAUCAAGGGAUUAAAAUAUAAAAGUAAUUCAUAGAACUAAUCUAAAUAAAUCCUCAUAAAGUUAACAUAGCAGUAAUGAAAAAACAUGUCGGUAAUGAAUAGCAAUGUUUCGGUAGUGAACCCUUCAUAACUAUUAAUAUUGAACUACACAAACAAUAAAGUACCCUAGUAAAACAUACAUUUGCAAAUUUUAUUUAAGUUUAUUAAGUCGACAUUCACAAACUGAACAGAAAAAUAGUCCCAUAUUUGCGUCACAGUGCUUACAGUAACAGCUAUAAGGACUAGGAAGUGAAUCAGAAGUGUCUUGCUGAUGAACAGGUAGGCAGUGGUUCAGAAAUAGUACAAACUGAAGUAAUAUUCAUUUAAAAUAAAUGGGCAACAUUACAAUAGUGCUAUAUUAAAAUUUUUCAUAUUUGUGAAUUUGUUUGAAGCAAAACAAAUUCACAAAAGACAAUGGGAAACAAUGAGUUUGAUUUAGGGUAAAUGCAAAAGCAAACGAGGCACAGGGAGAUGAUAGGUCAUCAGAAGAAAGGCACAGAGAGAAAAGAUAUCGAACUAUAUUCAAAAUAACAGGAGACACAAAUGGGAAAUGACUGAAUUAAUGUAUUUUUUCAACUUUGUGCUAGCAAAUUUCUAGUGAUACAACACUGUGUGAAAAAGAAGAAUACAAAACCCCACUCAGAUAAACAGGAAACAAUGCUAGUACACAAGAAAUCACAUAUUUCAUAAGUUUUUUUUAAUCCUUCUCAUUAACACUGGUAAAUGACAAUGUAAGAGGGCCAUUGUAGAUAGGAAAAAAGAGUAAAUUUCUGCCAGAAAAUGUAAUUUUAUUUUUAAAUGUCAGAAUCUUUCUGAGUUUUGAGUUCAAGAAGUCAAACAAUUUACUACAAAAACCCAUGAAAUUUUGAGAUUAAAAUCAGAAAGUUUUGAGAAACAAAUGUGGAACUUUCUGAGUUUCAAAAGUUACAAAUUUACUUGUAUAUUCUACAAAAUUUGAGAUUUUUUGGUGGAAAUUUUUUCCAUCCUUUGUUUCUAUCUACUGUACAGCUGCCUUAAUAUGCCAAUGUAGCUAAUAAUUCAUUGGACUUUCUUUUUGAACGUGGCCCAGAUUUCUGACACCACACAGAAGUGUCUUGCGGAUGAACAGGUAGGCAGUGGCUCAGGAAUAAUUUCUUUGAUGUCAUCCAAAUAAUACCACACCUGCUCACCAGCAAAUCUUAUUGAUGGGAUGUAGAAGCGGUUGUCUCCCGCACAGCUCAUUGUAUCAACCUCAUACUAACCACUGGCAAUCUGGAUUAAUGAAGCAAAAAAACAUUUAUCAACUGCGUUUUUCAAAGACAAUUUGAUUAUUACAUGACCAUUACCUCCACAUUACAUGUUGACAAUCUGAAUCCAAUACUUGCACACCUGACUUCCCAUUCUCCACUCAAGUCUUAAACCUACCUGUGUUACUGUGCAAGUAUAGAGGUCUCCAUCAUAGUCCAUGUUGCUACUUUAAUGGUCUCUUCAGAUUCCCUUUGAGUGAAAACAAACUCCUUUGGGGAGAAGCAGUCACCAGAGUGACUACAGAAGCACAAGACCUCUCGAAAUCUAAUAUUUCCUGGUUCAGUAGCAACAACCUGUGGAGACAUUUUGUUUAGUUUUAUCUGCAAAAACAUGAAAAGGUCAGGUCUACAUAACAUUUUUUGUAAUUUUUCACACCCUAGCUCUUGAUUCCGCCCUCUUCUGUUCACUUCCUUUUGCGCUUCAUAUCAAUUAGCAUAAAAAUUUAGCCUAAAAAAUGUAAAGUGUAAUAAAUAAUAACAAACAACAUUACAGUGUAAAUAACCUAUACAUGUAUCUAUUUAUUAUUGGAAAAAUGACACUGUUCAUCACCGUAACCUUAUUUCUCAUUACCGCAACAGGCCUCAGAUUACGAGGUAAUGAAAGUUACGCAUUACGGUAAUGAAUGACAUCCACAUGAGCUAGCUUAAAAUAAAAUAGCAUGUCGUGAUGACUCAGUUAAACUUUUCUCACAAACAGCGUGAACUCCCUAAUAUCUUAUUAAUAACUUUUUAAGAACAUGAGGUAUUAUACAUUACGGUAAUGAUCACCUAUAGUGUAAAAAUAGGCAUAUGGAAGGAGAAGCUUAACAGUUAUCAUGAUCAAAAGAUGUCAAUCUUACCUUGUAGCCAUCUUUUGUCUUCUCUUUGUGGUGCAUCAUGGGUAAGAAUAACUUAAUUUUAAAAAAAAAUGCUGUGAAUAUUACAGGACUUUGAACACGGUAUAGGUAAUGAGAGUUGCACCUCCGGACACUCACUUUUAUUAAAAUAUUCUGAAUUACUUAACAGAAAAUUAUUAUAUAUUAUCAUAUUUUAUUCAUUUAUGUGUAUUUAAACAAAUAUACGAUAUUUUUUUAUAAAUCUGCUUGAUUAUUUAUAAUGAUAAAUUGAGGCGAAAGCAUUUUUUCCCCCUUAGGACACAUUACGGUAAUGAAUUUGUGACUCCAAAAACAGUUAAAAAAAACAUUAAAAGACUUAUUUUAGUAACUAACAAUGAUCUGUGCCAAAUAUUAGAAAUAAUGAUUGUCCAAAUAAAAGUGUAUUAUUUUGAGUUUUUUAUGAGUAUGCCCCUAAAAUCUUCUAAGACAUUCGUUAGGUUGGGUUCGUGAGAAUCACCCAGUGUGUUCUUUGAAGUAGGGAGGAACAAAUUCUCCCUUUUUGUUUCCAAUCAAAAGUGCUGUGAAUUUAUUGUUGAACUCUCUGUACAGACCUCAUGAUGUUGUUGGUACUCACAUUAUAGUAAACCAUAAUCACCAUCUGAAGGAUAGCAUGAAGGCUUAUUUUUAGUUUGUUAGAUGUUUAACUAAUCAGUUUUAUUCUGAACUGGUUCCUGAACUAUCACAAGAUUGUGAAUCUGUUAUCAUUGAAACUUAGGUGUAUUAAACACUAAAAUGUUCCCCACCUUCAACUCCUCCUGCUGUUAUCUCUCCUGUAAAGCAAACAGCUGCACUGUUUUGUUGAGUUAUAUUAUAAAAGAAAUCACAUUCAGAAAAAACCUUCUGAUUCAUUGGCUGCAUCAGCUAAAAGUUAAAACUUCACUUUUUUUUUUCUGUUGCGAGAAACAAAUUAAGGCAUCUUAUUCAAGUGUGUCACAUUUUGAGUUUUAUAAAGUCUAAGUGUUUGGUUCUCAAAUAUUUUCCAAGUGAAACUGUACACAUGCGCUUCCUAGUGUUUUUAAGAGUAAUAUAAAAUUUUUAUACAGAUUUGUAUUUUUCAAUAAGGCUCAGUUGAGGGGUUAUCUGCAGCCUAGUCUUACUCAUUGUAAAAAGAAAAAGAAAAAAUACCGUUGUGUAUUUAUUCUGAAUGAAUAAAAAUUAGGGUUUCAAGAAGUUAAUGCCAAAAUGUGACACCAGAGGUUAGCGAAAUCCAAUGAACCCUUGCAGACAAAAAAAUUAUUAAAAUUACUCGGUGUUUUCAGAACAGGACAGAACAUUUCAAAAUACAGCUAACUUUGUUUUUAGUUGGAGAAAGUCUACACUUUCUUUUGUAGCUUGUGAUCAAUAAGGCUCUUCUUAUGUUUACGGAAGUCUACCCUAUAUUAAAAAGUAAAGCAGGUAAAUUGCAGUCUUAAUUCCAUAAAUACACUAAAUGUAUUUUGAUUUCAGAUGUGAAAUUUCUGUCCAGUUUCUCUGGUGGAAUAUGUGAUGAAAUUAAACUCUUAUAUAAACAGAUUUUUUUUCUUGCUCAAAAUAAUUUCAAGUCAGUUUAGUAAAUUCAUAUAGCUCUAAUUUACAACAGGAACUUUACAAGGCAAAUGUCUUCGGUUUAUUUCCAACGAUCUUGCUAUAUAGGCCGAUUGAGAUUCAGUUACAUGAAGUCCAGUUUAAUUGCAGAAUAUUCGCUUUUUAUCCCAGCUGAUAAAGUUAUCAAAGGACGCCCAGUCGUUUGCAUUGGGUUGUUAGCUUCGUAGAAAUCCCUUUUAACAGUUGGCACAGCUUCAUAAGCUUUUAAACCAUUAUCACAUAAAAUAUAUAUGAAAAAGGUUUAUGUGAUGUCAUUCAAAACAUCAAGAAAACGAGAGAGUAAUUGAUUUAAACAAAAUAAAAAAGCAAUUUGUAAAAUCCUUAUAUAUUAAUACUGUAUAUAUAGUGUCAAUUAACAACCAAUAAUAUAAAAACGUUUUGAGAGCUCUGGUUUGAAUGAUUUUUCCUCUAUGUUUUUUAUAUGGGUUUGAAAAUUAUUUUAACAUUUAAGAACUUUUUGGAGAUAACGUAGAUUAGUUACAAUAUAUCUCCUGUUAGUGCAAUAAAGAGCUUGGUCCGUCUCUGCCACCUAGUGGUAGCAACUAAGUGCCAACUAAAACAAUGACUAAAAAAACAGCUUUUUCAAAUUUAUCAACUUUUAACAACUUUGUCACUCGAAAAUUCCUGCCCAUGCCUACUGUCAGCAACUCUUGAAUUAUGUUUGUGGUUAAAAGAAAGGAAAGUUUCAUUCCUUCCUCAAAAGUGGUCAGAAAAAGUUUGGCAGAUGUUGCAUUUUCAAGGAGGCACCAGGUGUUAAAAGCGAUUUAGUAGACCUGAAACUCAUAUCACUGUUUAAAAGUCUUUCAGUUAUUUUUGCACAAUGUUUUGAUAAUCCUUGGAGAGUUUUUUCUUUUUCUUCGGAGGUGUCCGGCCUAAAAUGUUGACCAUUGGUAAAAGCUAAAGUUAAUCAAACUGCAUACUGUUCGACAGCCAGCAGGUGAAAAUCUCUGCGAUUGUAAUAAUCUAUAAACUUAAGUAGCCAGCGCUGAGUCGGAUAAAUAGAAACACCCACGUUGAGUUUGCUGCUAUGGCCAGCAGGAUUCUGAACAACUUAUUUUAAUUGUUUUAAAAAACAUUUUUAACUAAUUUGUCAUUAGACAGACUUUAAAACUUUCAAGUGUCACCAAAUAUCUUGUUUUUACCUGCAUGACCAACUUUAGUAUGAGAGUUAAAAGGUUUUUGUUGUUCUAAUUAAAUUUGAACUUGAUUAGAACCUAUGUUAGAACCCAGCCUGCAGAAACAGUUCUCACUUUCAUUUUGCUGUUGCUGACAGAUUAGUUCCCUAAAACUAAAACUUAAACUAAAACUCCCUAAAACUUAGCUAGUGUCUAAAGAUAAGGCAUUAUCACAACAAAGAACAAAAUAUUUCUAGAUGAGAUGAUUUAAAAAAAAAAUAAUUAUCUGAUCUCCAUAGAAAAGCUUAUUAGCAGCUAAACUCUCUCAAGGUCUUGUUAUCUCUAAGUAAAUAAAUUAUGUCAAAACAAACAUGGGGUUUUUGUGAAAUUUAGAAUGAAAAUAGUUAUUGCAGAUAAUCAUGUCCACUAUGCUAUCUUGAGAGAACUAGGCCAUUAUGUCCAAAGGCUCCCAGGGUCUUAAUAUCUUGAAAUAAAGAAAGUCUGAACAUUGAUAAUAGAAAUGUUCUGAAGAUUAACAGGAAAUUUGAAACUUGCCUUAAUUUCUGCACAACCAUCCACCCUAAACGACCUCAUUGUUUUUUACUUGAGAAGAUAAUUUCUUCUUUGAAUGAUCUUAUUCCCAGAUACACUCACAGAGAGACAGACUAGAGCUGAACAUAUAAGAAUUAUUGGCUCUAAAGAUAAACUCUGCACUCUUAAUACUGACUAUUACAGUCUGAAUCAUUUCUGUUUAUCCCCGUGUUAAAUUAUUGAGCUACAUCAGCUGACCUAAAGUUUUCGAUCUUCUUUUGAUUCCUUUCUUUGUGUUGUUUUAAUCUAGUCCUAUUGGUCAUUGCUAAAGAUUGGACCUAAUGUAAAUUCCUGCAUAGAACUAUCAGUCACAUACAUUUUUUUUCUGAACCCAGAACAUGUGUUUUUUCUAUCACAAGCAGCAUUAUAAGUUUUCUUUCUUUCUCUUUUGAAAAAAAAAGAAAAACAAAAACAAAACAUUGCAAUAAAAAGCAGCUGAAGUGAUUUUAAAGUAACAUUUCAUAUGAAUGAGGUCAUCCACUUUAAGAGGAUGUAAUUUUUGUAGUUAAGUCACAAAUGAACAAUUUAGAUGAACUUGCUUUUGAUUAAAUAAGAAAAAAGACUGAGCACAUAAAGUUCAAAGAAAUGCUGAAAUUAGUUCAUUUUUCCAGAAAGUGCACAGUUUUUACAUUUCUAUGUUUAUGUGAUUUUGUGUAAAUGCUUACUUUUCAUUUCAACACUGUUAGCUGAAAAUUGCUAUUUUCUUUUGGAGUUAAUCAUCGUGAUGAUUAACUCUCUGAUUCCUCUACCUUUCACUUUCUAGAUAAAAAAAAAAGAGUUGUUGAUGCCUCUGGAGCACUCAAACACAACUUUGUUUCAUUUUGUGAUUUUUAAAUGUGGUUUUAAAUAAAAAAGACUUGUUUGACUAA
Molecule: messenger RNA, 9362 nt
Organism: Xiphophorus hellerii (green swordtail)
Lineage: Eukaryota; Metazoa; Chordata; Actinopteri; Cyprinodontiformes; Poeciliidae
Gene: pskh1
Product: protein serine kinase H1
Biological process (GO): protein phosphorylation
Molecular function (GO): ATP binding; protein kinase activity
Source: RefSeq, a predicted model, not a curated record